Messenger RNA from Tachysurus fulvidraco (yellow catfish), 1942 nucleotides. RefSeq names its product apolipoprotein L3-like. Gene Ontology annotation, biological process: lipoprotein metabolic process; lipid transport. Gene Ontology annotation, molecular function: lipid binding. NCBI's taxonomy places the organism in Eukaryota, Metazoa, Chordata, Actinopteri, Siluriformes, Bagridae. Gene Ontology annotation, cellular component: membrane; extracellular region. The coding region runs from base 85 to 1347 and encodes 420 amino acids. The transcript is spliced from 8 exons. The record is from RefSeq and is a predicted model, not a curated record.
GAAAACCUCAGUUAACAUUCAGCACUCACACUAGAUGGUAUCUAGUGUAGCAAGUCUUUAGAUCCAGCGACAACAUUAUUGAAAAUGGAAAAGCCUCCUGUUCCUGCACCUAGAAAAAGGAGAGAAAACUUGGUAAAGCAAAAAGACAUAUGUUCAGAGGAAUUCUCAGAUGAUACGCCCAUGACCCAAAUUAAGAAGCCACCACCAGUUCCACCUAAAGUCCUCAAAAUUGUCCGAGCAGGUGGGCAAGCUCUACCUGGCAUGGUGCGUUCCUACUCUCAGCCUGAAUAUGUUGGAAAGAAUAGAGGACAGGACUUAACUGUGGAGGAGAAUAAUGCAGCGGAUGGCAUCCGAUCCCUGACACUGCAGAGUACAAGUCAAACUUCAGGCGAAUCCAAUGAUCAGAGAAAGAAUACAAGUGCUAGAAAUAAUGUAUCGACUCAGCAGAAUUGGAUUAUGGAUUCUCAAAUGUUAUAUCAGAGAAGUGUUUCUCUUCCGGCGCAGAGCUCAUCUCAGAGACAGCAGGAUAAAGAGGACAAUGAAGACAUUAUGGGGUGGUGGCACUCAGAGGAACCCUGGAAGAAUUAUACUGACACAAAGGAAGAUGAUGCAAAAACAUUCACACGAAAAGCCAAAAAUCUAAAAAAAGCUCUUAAAGUAUAUGAUCACCUAAUUUGUGAUCAAGGAGCAAAUCUGCAGGGUCACAUUAUAGCACUAAAUGAUGUGGCCGAUAGCAUUGACAAGGUCCAUAAGGGGGUGAAGAUAGCAGGUAUUACCGGAGGCACUGCAGGUGCAGUAGGAAUUGCAGCUGCUGUUGGAGGUGUCAUACUUGCCCCAGUGACUGGGGGGGUUUCAUUAGCAGUGACUGCAGUUGGAGUUGGAGUUGCAGCAGCCGGAGGAGUCACUGGAGCCUCAGCUGCCAUCACCAACAAAGUCCACACCAACAUGGACAGGAAGAAGGUGGAAACAAUCCUGCAAGACCACUGUACACAGAUAGAGAAAUUUGAGAAAUGUGUUACCUUUAUUGGUGCACAUAUCGAUGAUCUGAAAAAAUACAAUCUGUCUACAUUGAAAGGGGUGGAUUGGACAUCAUUGAAGAUGGCUAGAAUAGCACAUAAAUUAGGAGACAGUGUGGGAGCAAUCGGUGCAGUCAGCAAGUCCUCAGGUCUGAUCCAAGGCUUUGCGCUCGGCAUGGACAUGUACUUCAACAAAGAAGACUCCAAGCAACUGAAGAAAGGCUCAGAAACCAAAUUUGCCAAGCAAAUCCGCAAGAUCUCAAAGCAAAUGGAGACCAGCCUUGAUCAGCUGAUGGCAUUUAAAACAACGAUGAAUUCUGAUGACAUAUAAAAACCCAGUUUGUUCCUUUAUUUUAUCUGUCUGGGGUGUUUGCAGAUUAUUAUUAUUAUUAUUAUUAUUAUUAUUAUUAUUAUUAUUACCAUGAAUGCCAACUUCCAGCUAUUUAAAUAACUAGUUAUUAAAAAGAGAGAUAAGAUAUUUUAAAUUCCGUGUGGUGAUGAAGGCAUACAGGGAAAUUUUAUUUUGAGGCCAAACCUGACAGAAAAAAAUGCACUAAAAAAAUUGAGUAACAAUAUAGACAAUGUAAAACUACAUUUAUGUAUUAAAAUGUUUAUUAAAAUGUUUAAAAGGGAAUGUUGUUUUAAACCUGUGAACUUAAAUGAACAUCAUACUAUCAUGUAAAAAAGCAACUUUCAUUACUUAUAUAAAAUUGCUAUAACCCAGUACACAUCAUUUCUGUUCAUUUGCACUCCUGACUAUGCACCUGACUAUUGCUACGAAGUUUGCUCAUGAAUUAAUCAGAAAGAAAUAAAUGGGAACCAAAACCAGCAUUGUUGGCUCUUGUUAUUUGGUAUUGUAUGACAAAUAAUUUUACAUUUGUUGUGAUAAAUCUUGUGUCUGACUAUAAAAAGAAAUACUACUAUAC